CAGAGGCAGGCGACAACCACAACUAGGGGAAAGGAGAGGUGGUGGUGGUGGGAUGGCAGCGCCAGCGGCGGAGGGGGCGGCUGCGGUGGCGCUGCGGGCAGUGCUGGCGCGUGCGGGGAGGGCGGCGGAGCGGUCGGGGCGCGCAGCGGAGGCGGCGCGGGUGGUGGCGGUUGGGAAGACCAAGCCCAUGUCGAUGCUGCGGCAGCUCUACGACGCCGGGCAUCGCUGCUUCGGCGAGAACUACGUCCAGGAAAUCAUCACCAAGGCCCCGCAGCUUCCGGAAGAUGUCAGGUGGCAUUUCAUUGGGCAUUUGCAGAGCAACAAAGUGAAACCACUAUUAACUGCUGUCCCAAAUCUUGAUAUGGUUGAGGGUGUAGAUAAUGAAAAGAUUGCUAAUCACCUUGACCGUGCUGUAAAUAACUUAGGAAGGGAGCCCUUGAAAGUUUUGGUUCAAGUGAACACUAGUGGAGAAGAAUCAAAAUCUGGCAUUGAUCCCUCCAAAUGUGUCGAGCUUGCUAAGCAUGUGAAACUAGCAUGCCCACAUCUAAUAUUUUCAGGUCUGAUGACAAUAGGAAUGAAAGACUACUCCUCAACACCAGAAAAUUUUAAGGCACUGGUAGGUUGUAAGAUUGAAGUUUGCAAGGCCCUUGGGAUACCAACUGAACAGUUUGAACUCUCCAUGGGAAUGUCCGGUGACUUUGAGCUAGCUAUAGAGAUGGGCAGCACGAAUGUGAGGAUUGGAUCAACUAUUUUUGGACCAAGAGAGUAUCCAAACAAAAAGCAGAACCAGUGAGAUUCAACACAUAAUCAUCAUCUAAAUAUCCAAUUCUCACAAGUCUGUUCCGUUUGCUCUUAGUCGAUUUUUUACUGCCUUUAUAAGCAUGAUGCCAUACAAAUGCACAUGUGAACAUGUAAUAUAUGCAAAUGUACAACUCCAUACAACACUGUAAAGGAAAAUGAUAUAAUCUUAUAUUGUAUUAUCGAUA
Messenger RNA from Phragmites australis (common reed), 986 nucleotides. RefSeq lists its product as uncharacterized. Gene Ontology annotation, cellular component: intracellular anatomical structure. The transcript is spliced from 7 exons. Gene Ontology annotation, molecular function: pyridoxal phosphate binding. NCBI's taxonomy places the organism in Eukaryota, Viridiplantae, Streptophyta, Magnoliopsida, Poales, Poaceae. The coding region runs from base 53 to 793 and encodes 246 amino acids. The record is from RefSeq and is a predicted model, not a curated record.